Colletotrichum godetiae is the source of this 452-nucleotide messenger RNA. RefSeq lists its product as uncharacterized. The record is from RefSeq and is a predicted model, not a curated record. NCBI's taxonomy places the organism in Eukaryota, Fungi, Ascomycota, Sordariomycetes, Glomerellales, Glomerellaceae. The transcript is spliced from 2 exons. Bases 140 to 400 code for a protein of 86 amino acids.
ACAAGCCAUUGUAGCACAUGAACUGUUUUACUCCAGCUCCAUCUACCAACUCAUUCUUCGCCUCAAGAUUACUCGAUUCUCUUACCUCGACUCUACCCUCGUAACCACGUACAACUACCUGCACACCUCAUCGCCCAUUAUGUACUUACCAGCCUUCACCAUUCUCCCUCUCCUCCUCUCUUCCGCCGCAGCGGCAGCCCUGGAAACUGCCGAGGUCCGACAAGCCCGUUCUCUCGACCAAUCUUCGCCCAAUAAUGUCGGUAAUGGUUUGUUGUCCAGGAGAGUCGAGUGUGACUGCUGUCGAGCUCUGGGGCCCGGGUAUUGCUGGCAUGAGGAGGCGAAUGGGGAUAAAUAUUGCUCUGCUUGUAUUGUUGAUGUUUGUCAGAAGAGGUGUAUGUGAGAGGUCCUGUUUAUGAGGCAGGUUCAUGAAAGGGGAAGAGGUGAGUCGUGAG